This is a messenger RNA of Anarrhichthys ocellatus (wolf-eel), 4221 nucleotides long. RefSeq names its product RAB6B, member RAS oncogene family a (gene rab6ba). Gene Ontology annotation, molecular function: GTP binding; GTPase activity. Bases 206 to 853 code for a protein of 215 amino acids. The transcript has 8 exons. The record is from RefSeq and is a predicted model, not a curated record. NCBI's taxonomy places the organism in Eukaryota, Metazoa, Chordata, Actinopteri, Perciformes, Anarhichadidae.
GCCUUCGGGUUAGUAAAAAAACACCACCCAUCACGGACCGGUGCAGCAGCAGCAGCAGUAGUGUGUUCCCAUCACGGGCGCUGAACGGAGAGCAACACCACCGCCUUUUCCACCCAGCAUCUUCACCAACCAACGCAGAACUCGAGUGGGAACACACGGGUCCACUCAGGCUGUCCUCCGGUGUCCAGACUUCCUCCUCUUCAACAUGUCUGUUGGCAGUGAUUUUGGAAACCCUCUAAGAAAAUUCAAACUCGUCUUUCUGGGGGAGCAAAGUGUUGGAAAGACGUCCCUGAUCACACGGUUCAUGUAUGACAGCUUUGACAACACGUACCAGGCCACAAUUGGAAUUGACUUCCUGUCGAAAACCAUGUACCUGGAGGAUCGAACGCUGUCUCUCUCUGAACCCCAGGUGAGGUUGCAGCUCUGGGACACAGCGGGACAGGAGCGCUUCAGGAGCCUCAUCCCCAGUUACAUACGGGACUCCACUGUGGCUGUGGUGGUCUACGACAUUACAAAUGUGAACUCGUUCCAGCAGACGUCGAAAUGGAUCGAGGACGUGAGAACAGAGAGAGGAAAUGAUGUCAUCAUCAUGCUCGUCGGCAAUAAAACAGACCUGGCAGAUAAGAGGCAAAUCACAAUUGAGGAAGGCGAACAGAGGGCCAAAGAGCUGAGCGUCAUGUUCAUAGAGACCAGCGCCAAGACGGGUUACAACGUCAAACAGCUGUUCCGGCGUGUGGCCGCUGCUCUUCCGGGAAUGGAAAGUAUGCAAGAAACAAGCAAAGAAGGAAUGAUCGACAUCAAGUUGGACAAACCGCAGGAGCCCCAGACUACUGAAGGUGGCUGUUCCUGUUAAUACUCUGCACCGUCGUGGAACAAAAAACAAAACGUCAUUCACGCCACAUGCUUGUUAUGUUGCUUCCUUUUGGUUAACCUGCAGUUGACUUUGCACGUUGAGAAUCUGGCCUCAUCACCUGACUAUUGGUCGUCGGUUGGAACUAGCAAUAUGUGAAUUUGGUUCUAAAAAGUAGUGUAGCCUACUUUGUUAAUGAAACUGCCAAAAAAAAAAAAACAGAGAGACUGAGAAAAAGACAAAGAUGUGUAAAAGAAGAACCCCAAGUUACAGAUGUGGAUACCAUUUUUUUAAGUGGAAAAGGAAGUUUCCCCAGUUUCUUUUUUGUAUUUUUGUAUAUUCAGGUAAAUCUCUCUGGAAAGGUUGUUUUUUUUAAAAGAUGCAAACAACUCAGCUCUGUAUUUGAGGGCUUGAUAAGAACAGAUGGUUUUAGACUUAUUUUUAUGGAUCCCACUCUUGUUAUAGGCAAAAAUAGAGGUCCGCCCCACAUUAUGACCCAAAUGUUUGUCACGUGAAACUCUUAUCUAUCCCCUGACACAGCCAUUCACACCAACACUUAACCGUCUCAAGGCGCAUUACCGACACAGAACCACUUUUAAUCUUAAGGGUUCUAUAUGAUAUUCAGAGCAUUAAUAUAGCAGCAAACGACUUAUCUACAGCAUGUAGAGAUAUAGUGAAGUAAUGUCUACCUGAGCAGAGAAUGGAGUCACUCUCCCUCUGUGUGUUAAAAUAUGUGGUUCUAUGUGCUUAGUUAACAUAGUCGGGUUGUGCUUGUGCUACAACUGAUAACGCCGUCCCGACCAACAGCGUCAUAGCAGAAGCGUAGUAUCUCCCCCCCCCCCCAGGUGGUUGCUUAUGCUUGCACUGUUCGUGCUGUUAGCACCGUUAGCUGCCAUCCUCCGGCCCAGCCGUCGCCGUGUUGAGCGCCGUGUGAAGGCAAUAGGAAUGCUCUGAAGAGGCAAAUGUCUCCCCUUUGCAGUGUCCCUCAAUGAGACCUUAUUCUGCAAAAAAUGAUGUACAAUGAUCAAAUACUUUUUUGAUCCCGUUUGAAUUGUGCCAAGAAUUACACAUAUGAUGUUUGUCAAUUUAAAAGAUCAUUUUACACAUCAAAAAAGUCGUAGCUUGUUGCAGUACCAUUUAGUUUUGUGUAAUAGCGCUCAGUAAACUACAUCUCUGGUCUCCCACAACGGCCACCAACACAGCCAUUACCUUGACUUGCUAGCUAGCUAGCUAACUUGGCUAUAUACUCGCAUAGAUGUAACGUUAUCUUACUUCAUGUGUUUUUAUCCAGCGACUCUUUUUAACGGCUGGGAAGGGAAAGAACGAGCGAGACCCGUUGUUGGUGUGAGUACAUCCUGGUGUGAAACACACAGGCGUGUAGCUUCAGCGAGAGACGUCACUAACGCCACUUUUGUGUGUGUCGUCUUUCUAAUUACAUAUUUUCAAAGUCUUGUACCUCUAGACUUUAAUGACGUUUUUAAACCGACAAACAUCAAGUGUGCAAUUCAUGGCACAAGUCAAACAGGAUUAAAAAGAAUGAUUUUUCUCUCGUUGAGUACCGUACGUAUUAUUCCUAAAUAAGCUCCCAUGGUGGUCCACCAAAAUGUCCCCUCUCGGUAGAGAACCUUUAAGUCUAAAAAGCCUCAUGUUUGAAGAGCCAAUCACAGCUCUCCUGCCAAUAACCCCUGUGGGAUCCAUACGUUUGCGUUCUGGUGGUUGAACAGGAACCUCUUGAGUAUCUAAUGCAUGCCUGGUUUUUGAGCAUAGGUACUGUCUAGUGUACACAAGUUUGAAUAUGUAAAUGUAACAUUACACCAGUGGCUUACUGCACUCUGAUAGUGACUGUCUUUUUGUUUAUGAGAACUGUCCAACUGGAUUUGUAUACUUGACUUCAAAAUAUCUCCUUGUUGUGCGUGUAAAUGUGUGCUUUCCGUAUAGGCAACGUUAGAAUGCAGUCACAUGGAGGGCCACUGCCAAUCUGUUACAUUCUCGCCACAUUACGGCAUCACGUAGGUCACCAUUUGUUUGCAUUAUGUCAUAGAACCCCCCCCCCCCCACCCACCCACCCAUACUCCCACAGCUAAAUGACGUCUGCCGUUGCAUUGUGUGAUAUCUUGGUGGUUGUGAUUACUGUAGUCUGCACAUGCGCUGUACGUGAGCGAUGGAGAAUCAAAGCCCUCGCCUGGUGUCACAGAGGAACAUGAACACAAAGUCCCCCGUGUGCUGGUCUGUAGACUUCAAUGCUGGUUCUGGGAUCAACACAGACCGCUAACAUUUUAAAACUGUCCUGACAGAAGACCACUUUGCACUCGUAGGCCUUUUCAGGUUAAUAUGAAGUUAUGAAAAGCUUCAUUGUCGAUGUACAGUCACUGAAUUCAAGUCUGGUUGUCUCGUGACGUGUCCCCCACUGAGGUGAGGUUUUCUUUGCUGCUUGUGUUUAAACUGACUACUGACGUUGGCAUUAUGCAAUGUUGUUUCAUUAUUUUAUUUUUUAAAGCCAGGUAUCGUAACAUACACUGGUGGUGAAGUCAGCCAUUGUUGUGAACACUACUUUGAUUUGACUCGUCUCUGAAGUGAAAUCUUAAUGCACUUUUUGAAGAAUAUGUUUUAGUAUUAGAGUGAUAAUGUAAGUCUUAGAAAAUAUGGCAUGAAAAAAAACAAAUCUUUAUCUCCAGAACACGGUACUGUGUCUUAGAGUUAGACUCGAGCGUUUAUGGAUUGUUCACACGUGUCCAAAAAGGGGAGCACUCUUGUGAAAACUAGUGAGCCUUUCUAACACACAUAAUGAGCCAAAUAAUAAUACUAAGAGACGGAGUUGGAUCGAACCUCAAAGGGAGAUAUUGGCUGGAAAGCACUCUGGUGUGGGUUUGGGAGGGACAAAGACAGGUUGCAUUUCAAGUUAUAAUCCCUCGAACUGAACGAAUAAGUAAUAACCUAUCGACCCUCUGUGUUGCUGCCUAUUAAUUAUCACCAAACAGGAAUGUACUGCUCUCAUUACCAACCACACAGCCUUGUAAGGAGAGCACUUUUUGAGAAAUGACUCGAUGGGUAUUUAUUUUUAAACGAGGACAAAUGAUUAAUCAGUUGCUGUAGACGUUUCCUUUGUAUUUGUUCCCCUUACAUAUUAAAGUAGAAUCCCUUUUAGCAUUCCCUUGAAAUGGACUAACAAAUGUCUUGGUGUGUCGUGUGGGGAGGGAGGGUAUGGGGGUGAGCACUUGAGGAUGGAGGCCAUGGCCAUUCCCUUGGGAGGUGUAUGUUCUGCCACAGCUCUGCAGCGGACCUGAUCAGUCCAGAGCUGGCUCUCCAUUCACACUGUACAGAGAUCUAGCAUGUCUCUCCAAAAUGAUUAAUAAAGAUUUCUUAUUACCAAA